This is a messenger RNA of Humulus lupulus (European hop), 865 nucleotides long. RefSeq lists its product as uncharacterized. The transcript is spliced from 3 exons. The record is from RefSeq and is a predicted model, not a curated record. Bases 1 to 708 code for a protein of 235 amino acids. NCBI's taxonomy places the organism in Eukaryota, Viridiplantae, Streptophyta, Magnoliopsida, Rosales, Cannabaceae.
AUGGCAACAUUUGCAUCACAUUACUUAUUGGAUGAGAGUGUUGAAGCUCUUAAUCAAAUUGAUGGAAUUAGUGGAGAAGUAUAUGCAAAAGCUAUUGAGAAGUUUGAGAACGAGGAUAAAAUGUCUUUAAACGUUGCUCGGUUCAACAAGGAUAAUUUACUGGACGAUUCAGAUGAUGAGUUUGGAGAGAUUUUGCUAUAUUUUGUUUGCGAGGAAUAUAAUCAAUUAUAUCUAUCUAAGCAACCAUGUAGAAAUUCAGCUCUUUCAGGCCAUGAAUACGUUAUGGAAGUAUUGCACGGGCAUUGGAGUAGGUGUUAUGAUUUGUUCAGAAUGAACAAAGAUGUCUUCAAAUUAUUUUGUGGUGUUCUAAAAGAAAUUUUUUUAUUAAAGAACUCACGAUAUCUAUCUGUUGAAGAACAAGUGGCUAUGUUCUUAUUUGUGAUUGGCCAUAAUGAACGACAUCGUGUGGUUGCUGAACGAUUUCAGCACUCCAUCUCAACCACAUCACAUUAUUUUAGGAAGGUUUUGAAGGCAAUAUGUCGUCUAUCCAAUGAACUAAUUACUCCACCUUCAUUUGAUGUAACUCCUCCACAAAUUCGAUUCGAUCCAAGAUACUAUCCAUUUUUUAAGAAUUGUGUUGGAGCUAUAGAUGGGACUCAUAUUUCUGCGCAUGUUCCAAUUGAUGAACAAAUACCAUAUCGAGGUUGAAAAGUUGAUACAACUCAGAACGUUAUGUGUGUAUGUUCAUUUGACAUGAAGUUCACAUACGUUGUUCCUGGAUGGGAAGGAUCAGCUAAUGAUGCACGGAUUCUUCUAGAAUGUGCCACAAACCCAGAUUAUGGAUUUCCAAUGCCGCCCCAAGGUA